Messenger RNA from Trichomycterus rosablanca, 1177 nucleotides. It is a transcript of the gene b3gnt5b, whose product is annotated as UDP-GlcNAc:betaGal beta-1,3-N-acetylglucosaminyltransferase 5b. NCBI's taxonomy places the organism in Eukaryota, Metazoa, Chordata, Actinopteri, Siluriformes, Trichomycteridae. Gene Ontology annotation, cellular component: Golgi membrane. The transcript has a single exon. The record is from RefSeq and is a predicted model, not a curated record. Bases 1 to 1137 code for a protein of 378 amino acids.
AUGUUCAUCAUUUACUGGCGGAUUCGAAAAUGCCAACUCUCCCAGCUGAUCAUGAUGUGUUUUGUGCUCUCGGUGAUCAAAGUGUACUGGGAAAGUCUUGACAGUAACGUGUUGGGCCACAUCAAGUCCUACUCCUACCGCCUGGUCAACAACCUGGACUUCAUCAGUGCCAACCUGACGAUCAGCCGCAAGGAGGCGCAGAAAUUUAGCGACCACCGCUACCUGAUAAACCACGAGCAAAAAUGUGCCAACCGGGACGUGAUGCUCCUGCUGUUCGUCAAGAGCUCCCCCGAGAACUUCGAGAGGAGGCAGGCCAUCCGGUCCACGUGGGGGAACGAGGUGUACAUCGAGAGGGCGCUCGGCGUGACCGUCAGGGUCCUGUUCGCGCUCGGCCGCCACCCUCGACCCUUGGACAGAAAAAAGCUUCAGCAGAAGUUGUACUCGGAGGACCAAAGGUACCAAGAUCUGAUCCAGCAGGACUUCAUCGAUUCCUUCCACAACCUCACCAUCAAGCUCCUGCUGCAGCUCGGCUGGAAACACGCCUACUGCCGACACGCCCGCUUCCUCAUGUCAGCCGACGACGACAUCUUCGUCCAUCUGCCCAACCUCAUCCGCUACCUGCGAGAGGUCGACCGGGCCGGCGUGAAGGACUUCUGGGUGGGAAAAGUGCAUCGAGGCGCUCCCCCCAUCCGGAGGAAAGACAGCAAGUACUACGUGUCUGAAGAGAUGUACCCCUGGCUGCUGUACCCCGAUUACACCCCCGGCGCCGGAUACGUCGUCUCCAGCGACGUGGCCUCCAGGGUCUACCAGGCCUCCCUCACCCUGAACGCCUCUCUUUACAUCGACGACGUCUUCAUGGGCAUCUGUGCCAACGCCAUGGGCAUCUCGCCCCAGGAGCACGUCUUCUUCUCCGGCGAGGGCAGGGCUCCCAACCAUCCCUGCAUCUACGACCAGAUGAUGACGUCGCACGGACACGUGCGGGACUUCCACGAACUCUGGAAACACGCGACGGAUCCUGAGGUGCGCCGGGUGUCCUCUGGAAUGUUCGGGAGUCUGUACUGCACCCUGACGAAGUUUAGACUCCUGUGUUUACAACACUCUUUAGACACGUACUCGUGCAAAGCGGCUUUUUUGUAGGAAGUCAGUUUCGUACCUUUUUAGAUUUUUGUCAUUUGGA